Molecule: messenger RNA, 2785 nt
Organism: Periconia digitata
Lineage: Eukaryota; Fungi; Ascomycota; Dothideomycetes; Pleosporales; Periconiaceae
Source: the annotation of a GenBank genome assembly
UGCCGUAGUUCUUCACUCCCAAGUAUUUGCGGGCACAAUGCUAUACAAAGUCGCCAACGUCAUCACGGGCUCUGGUUCGGAAGCCUCCAAAAAGCAGGAUGAAGGAGCAUCGCUCACAUCGGUGCUCGAAACGCCUGCUUUGCGUGUGGAGCUGGCCAUGUUAGUGCUCCUGUGCACAGAUGCGAUGCGAAGCGAAUUGCUAGCAACCUUCGAUCCGGACAAGACACACGAUGCAGGCCCUUUACCCCCUGCUGCUUCCCCGGCCCAGAAAUCCAGUCUGCAGCCUCCCACAAGGGAUCUCAUUAGUUUUGACGAGCCGCCAGAUGAAGCUUCAGUAGCAGCCGAGCGGGCAAGGAGGGUUAGGCAGCAGGAAAUAGAGUCCACGCAUAUGCAGGGACUGCGAAGAGGCGCGUUAACAUUCUUCGACAAAUGGCGCGCGGGUGUCAUGCAUCGUAUUUGUGAGGUGCUUGCUGUGAGAGGCGAUGUCGUUCGACAGGCGAAGGCCCGACGGAAGCAAAUGAUGGACGAUUCGGAGCGCGAAAAGCAGGGCAACUCGCUGUUGAUUGACUUUGACGGCGACCCAUUCCACAGCGAGGCAUAUGCGAAACAAAAGAAGAGGAAGCACGGUUACUACCAUGUCAUUGAGACUAAGCUCCUCGGCUUUGAAGAGGAGAAGAAAGUGCUUAUUCUCCACUGUCUUUUGCUACUUAUCCUGAGUCUGGAAAACUACUCAGGUCAUUCGCGCGUUCUGCUUAUGCACUUGACAAGCAGCCUGGAGCUUGAAAUCGAUCUGCUGGCUGAUCAUGAAAGGUCGGUCGCACAGGGCCUGCUGGCGACUGCCGCUUCCCACAUGGAUGCCGAAGAGACGGCGAAGAAACAGGCUUCCAACGAUGCCGUGUCUCGCAAAUGGAAGGUUGGCCUUGCUGCGGUAGGAGGGGCGGUACUGAUCGGAGUCACUGGUGGACUUGCUGCUCCAUUGCUGGCAGCUGGCAUCGGUACCGUCAUGGGAGGUUUAGGCCUUGGUGUUGUCUCGACGUAUCUCGGAGCACUGGCUGGCAGUAGCGUCUUGGUUGGGUCUUUAUUUGGUGCAUAUGGUGCAAAGAUGACUGGCCGUCUCAUGGAACAGUAUGCGAAAGAAGUUGAGGAUUUCGAAUUCCUCCCGGUUCAAGAUUCUGAACGCCCAACUGCGCAGCGGUCCAACGAGUGGGCUGAUGAGCUGGAGGCGAAAGACCCACGCAAACGCGAGAAGCACCGUCUACGUGUGUCCAUCGGUAUCAGCGGCUGGCUAAGCUCGACCGCCGACGUCAACAAACCUUGGGAAGUGAUUGACAGUGCAGGUACCGAAGCUUUCGCACUGCGCUUCGAGUUGGAUGCUAUGCUUCGGCUAGGUAAUUCGCUGAAUGACGUACUUUUCAGCUAUGCAUGGGACGGCAUCACAUAUACGAUUGUCAGCCGUACGCUGCUUGGAGCGUUGUAUGCAGGACUCUGGCCUCUUGGACUUGUCAAGGUUGCAAGCGUCCUUGACAACCCCUUUUCAAUCGCACUUUCCAGGGCCGAUAAGGCCGGAAAAGUGCUGGCCCAUGCUCUUAUUGACGGGGUGCAAGGCAAGCGCCCAGUCAGCCUGAUGGGUUAUUCUAUCGGGGCGCGGGUUAUUCACGCUUGCCUGGUUGAACUCGCAGAACAACAUGCUUUUGGUCUGGUCGAGUCAGUGGUGCUCAUGGGUGCUCCCACUUCUGCGGACAGUAGAUCCUGGAGACAGAUUCGGUCGGUCGUGGCAGCUCGUGUGGUCAACGUAUACAGCACUGAAGACUACAUACUCGGCUUCCUCUAUCGCUCGACGAAACUAGAGUUUGGUGUCGCAGGGCUGCAGGAAGUCAGAGAUGUGCAUGGGAUUGAGAAUGUGGAUAUGAGUAAGAUGGUCAAUGGGCAUGACCAGUACCGAUAUCUGGUUGGGUCUAUCCUAGUCAAGAUUGGUUUGGGGGACAUUAACUUCAACAAAGUUGCUGAACAGGAAAGACUAUUGGAAGUAGCUGAGAGAAAGAAGAAGCAAAUCCGAGAACAGGUGAAGAGACACAAGAAUGACACCCAACAGCCCGAUCCGUCCUCACAAAGGGGUCCUGCAGAGUUGAUCAUGGUUCCGGGGCAAGCCAAGUCCAAUUCCUUGAUCAACGUUUCUAACAAUGCAUCACCACCACAAGCUCGAGACGGUGCACAGACGGCAAUUCGACAGGCAUACAGGAAAACAAAUCGGACCGGUCAACAGCCAGCACAGUCCAUGAUGCCUGCUUUGAAGCCUGUCGAGCAGCAACAGCUACAGCAUCAUCCUACAGCUUCGCCACCCGCUACCUUAGACCCGUUGUCCAAUUCCAUUGCUAUAGAGUCAGCAUGCCAGCCUCAUGUCCAGGAGCGCCGCUUUGCCUCGUCCACUCGUGGUCAACGACAGACCCCCUCGAAUAUGUUCUCAACCCCAGCAGCGGCUCCUCAACGCACCAAUUUCACCCAGCCGACUUCCGAUGACGAAGAAGCCAACUACAAGAUCACGAUGCGUGACCUUGACUCUCAAAAAUUUUCGCCCCCGCUCGAAGAAAUGCUGAAGAAGCCCAAAGAUGUGCGUCCGUCUCUGGGUCCAUCCGAACUACCAAAAACUGUGCCUGCCGUUGCGGUCACGGAAAUUGAGGACGAGGCGGAGGACACAAGUGAUGACGAGGAGGUGAACAGUCAAUUUGGGGAGUUGAGCAUGGUCGAACCAGUUCCAAUGGAUGACAAUGAUUUUGGGUUGAUGUGA